UUGAAUUCUAAAAGUUGAAGCUCGUUAGUAAAAACGGGGAACUUUCUGGUUGGAUGGUGUUUUAGGCGACAUUCUUGGUAAAGAAUGGAGAUCAAUUGGCUAGUACACCCUCUGUAUUUGCUGCUGGCAUUUUUACUGCUCUGUGUCGAAUUAGGGGAGGCUGCACGUGACAAAUCAUUAUAUUGUUCAGCAUGUCGAGCUGUAAUUGAUGAGAUGAACUAUGCCAUCAGCAAAGUUGACCCAAAGAAAACUAUACAGGUUGGCAGCUUCAGAGUUGAUCCUAGUGGCAAUCAGGACUUAUAUCAGGUCCCAUUGGCCAGAUCAGAAACCCACAUCACAGAAACAAUAGAAACAAUAUGUAGUAAAAUGUCUGACUAUGCACAAACUGUCGAUAAGGCCACAGGGAAGCAGAGAUUUGUGAGAAUGAAUUCCAGAGAUGGCGGUGGAAUAGAACUUAGUAAUAUAAAUUUAAGCGGAGAUAUACAAAAGGGACUAAAAUUUGCUUGUGAGAGUUUUGUAGAGGACUAUGAGGAAGAUCUGAUCACAUUGCUGAGAGAUGAUGAGGCAGAAAUAGAAACAAAGAUAUGUGUUCAGGAAGCAGAAUAUUGCGAGGAGGAAGAUCUGCUCAUUCCAUUGGUUAACAUUGUUGACCCCAACAGCAACAAAGAAGACACUGACAAUAUUAAACCCAAUGAGGAGACUGAAUACAACAAUGAGGAAUCCACUGAUAAAAACUUAAAUGAUGCAACAGAACAGGGGGACACUUUAAAUGAAGAUGCGAAAGAGGAAUUAUGAUUUUGCUCAAUUUUAAGCCAAUUAUUCAUAAUCAUUAUAAGAUUCAGUAGCAUAAGCACUUCAGGUUUGUUGGAAAAAGACAUCCAUAUUCCACUUGAACCAGUAGACCUGAAAUGUGUAUGAGGCACACAUUGUACAUUUGUUUGAUUAAGAGGAUGUAAAAUUCUUAGAAGUUAAAAGUAACAAAGCUCAUGAAAAUGUUAGUUUUUAUCGCACCCUAAGGUGCUAUAUUGUAAUCGGUUGGGCGGGCGUCCCGAAUAAUCUUGUCUGCAGGUUUCCAGCCAAACCGUUUGAGGGAUUCAUUUGAAAUUCAUUUGAGGGAUUCAUUUGAAAUUCUCAGGGAUAUUUCUACCUAUGAAAGUUUAGAACUGAUUAGUUUU
Molecule: messenger RNA, 1175 nt
Organism: Owenia fusiformis
Lineage: Eukaryota; Metazoa; Annelida; Polychaeta; Sabellida; Oweniidae
Source: the annotation of a GenBank genome assembly